This is a messenger RNA of Perkinsus marinus ATCC 50983, 286 nucleotides long. RefSeq names its product kinesin heavy chain, putative. Gene Ontology annotation, molecular function: ATP binding; microtubule binding; microtubule motor activity. The record is from RefSeq and is a predicted model, not a curated record. The transcript has 3 exons. Gene Ontology annotation, biological process: microtubule-based movement. Lineage: Eukaryota; Perkinsozoa; Perkinsida; Perkinsidae. The annotation marks the transcript as partial.
GUAUGGCCAAACAGGGUCUGGGAAAUCCUACACGAUGAUGGGAAACGACGAAGAAGAAGGAAUAAUACCGAGGAUCAUCGAGAGCCUGUUUGAAUCUAUGAAGCAUGAUACCACAGGAGAAACGAAGGUAUGGGUUUCUUAUAUAGAAAUAUAUAAUGAGAGAAUUCAGGAUCUUCUCAGUGCGGGUAGUAAGGGUAUCUUAGCGUUGCAGAUUUUUGAGCAUCCGAAAUUGGGCGUAGUGGUACCGGGAAUUUCAGAAUGCCCUGUGGAAAGUGUUGAGGAGGUA